Molecule: messenger RNA, 1701 nt
Organism: Periophthalmus magnuspinnatus
Lineage: Eukaryota; Metazoa; Chordata; Actinopteri; Gobiiformes; Gobiidae
Product: hepatic sodium/bile acid cotransporter-like
Exons: 6
Coding region: 20-973 (317 amino acids)
Biological process (GO): bile acid and bile salt transport
Cellular component (GO): membrane
Molecular function (GO): bile acid:sodium symporter activity
Source: RefSeq, a predicted model, not a curated record
UCGAAUAGGAAACUUAAUUAUGAUCGGUACCAUGUUCCUUACCAUGUUGUCUCUGGGAUGUACCAUGGAGAUCGCCAAGAUUAAGGGUCACAUUGUGAAACCCAAAGGAGUGGGGAUCGCGAUUGUGUCUCAGUAUGGGAUAAUGCCUCUGACGGCCUUCUGUCUGGCUAAGGUGUUCCAGUUACCAGAGAUGGCUGCUGUGGUGGUGCUGAUCUGCGGCUGUAGUCCUGGAGGUCUUCUGUCCAACGUCAUGAGCUUGGCCCUCAGGGGAGACAUGAACCUUAGUAUAGUGAUGACUUCAUGCUCCACCGUCCUUGCCUUUGGGAUGAUGCCUCUGCUCUUGUUCCUGUACUGCCAGGGCUUUGAGGGUCUCCAGGAAGCUGUCCCAUACAAAGAUAUAGCCCUAUCCCUGUUGUCCAUCCUGAUCCCAUGUGGAAUUGGGAUACUCCUCAACCACUACAGGCCACAGUACUCCAACAUCAUCACCAAGGUAGGUCUGAUCAUCUCGACCAUCUGUUUCGUGGUGGUGACUACACUGACUGUUCUGGACGAGGGAGAGAAGGUCUUGACCGUUGUGUCUCCCUCCAUGAUGACCAUCGCUUUCCUGAUGCCAAUGAUUGGAUACACCCUGGGAUACCUCUUCUCCUUCCUCUUCAGACUCUCGCAGCCGGAGUGCCGGACAGUGUCGAUGGAGACGGGCUGUCAGAACGGACCGUUGUGUAUGGCCCUGGUUAAAGUGGCCUUUCCUCCUCAGUUCGGGCCUCUGUUCCUCUACCCCCUGAUCUACGUGUUCAGCCAGUUGUGUGACGCUACGCUCCUGGUGCUGCUGUUCAGAUCUCACCAGUGCUGGCAACAACAUAAGAACAAAAAGGGUGAGGAAUUUAUUACCCCAAAAUUACUGAAAAACAUUUACCGUGAGCAGGGUCACCUCUCCAUAGUUCUGACCUGUAAUUUGGCUUUGUGGCGUCAUUAGGCCUACUCACUUCCACAGAAACAUUUUCAUGCUAUACUAUGGAACAUUCUGGAUAUAGCAAAAACAUCCAUGGAGACAAGCAGGUGGCAGACCCUCCACUAAAAGUUACAAGUCUUUACGGUGAUGGCCAUAGUUAGUUGCUUCUAUUUUGGGAGUUUGGGGCCAGACAGCUGUGUGCUGGAUCUGACUUACAACAGCUGUAUUUUAUAGGCAGUCUACCACAUUUGACUCAGAUGUUUUCUAUAUUGCCAAUUCACAUGAAACUUUUUGUUGUACAGGGGCGUACCAGGCUGCAAGUCCAGAGAUGCAACAAGUUGAGGUAUCAGAGAAGAGCUGUUAAAUCAAAGUGUUUAGAAUAUAGCUGGUUGUAACAGCUUUUAAGGCAAGAUUUUAGAGAUACAAGUUUUAAAAUUCUUCUGUAGUUUACAUAAUUGUAAGUAACAUUUUUUAUCAGGUAGUAAGGCAUUUAAUUGUAAAAACUGCCUAAACUGACCAUGUUUGGGACAUACAACUCAAGAUAGCUGUCAUAUUAGAUACAAAAGAGGAUUUUGAAUAGCUUUAGAAUCACUUCAGGUUAAACUUUAAUCAGAUCAAGAAGGAGGAAUUAAAUAAAUCCUCCUGUAUGUUUCAUCAAAAUCGUAAGUACAAGAUUGUAAAGUUUGAAGUAUGUAGAUGCCAUUUAAAGGGGUGAUCCUCAAGUCCUUUAUAUGGGGAAAAACGCAAACCAA